CGAUAAAGGAUAAUUUUGACACACUCCAUUUCUCAGAAAGCAAACAAUUUUACGAGCUCUCUACGGAAUCAUAUAUUUUCGCAAACUUUGUUGUAUAUCCAAUUGUUUAUAUAGGAAUGUUUCAAAUUACGAAAAACUUCUCAUCAGGAACAAGGAACGUUGUUAAAAAUAUCGCCAGCGAAAUUGUUCGGGAAUGUGGCAAACAAGGAACUACACUUAGUGCAGAAGUUGCUUCCCUGGGUGUGGUGAUAUUUUGCCUGGAUCCGGCCAAUAAACUAUCAUUAACUUCCCAGAAUGAUCGAUCUGUCUUAGAAAAUUUCGUUAGAUACUGCGUGCACAAAUUUCUAGAUGGGCAGAGUCCACUGGUUAAGACUCUGGAGAUGCAAGUGUUUUUCCUGAACAAUUCUAUAGACCCAGAGCGCGUUUUGAAAAAGUAUCAAGCGAAUAUUGAUGAGAAGGCUCAGCCUCUUUGGAAAGAAAUUAUGGAAGUGGAAAACCCUAACAAGGACGAACAAGAAAAGAUUUUCAAGAAGAUUAUGGUGUACAUAAACAUGACUUACUUAUUGGGAAGCCCAACGAAUGCAAAGGUCCUUUUAGAAACCUCUCAUGCUCUGAAGAGUGUAGUAUCCCAAGCUGACCUUGCUGACUUUUUUGUGCUUAAGAAGAAAGCAAGAGCAGCUCAGUUGAAAACGAUUCAAGAGGUUGUUUGUGGCAUUCGUGUUUUUAACAAAGACGCCGGAUUGUGUGGAGAAGGCAUAAGGGAUAUUCAGGCUGAUCUUCAGUUUGCAUUUGAGAAUACAAAAAGUGCGUUGGCAGACAGGCUGGAAUCUAUUGUUUCACGAGAGAAGAAGUUAGCGAAUGUGCUUUAUACUUUGUACGAAUUAGAUGUUGAAGAGGAUAAAAUCAAGCUAGUUUUGCCUGAAGGAAUUAAAGAAGAAAACUUCCAUUAUUUAAAGGGCAUGUUGACACUGAAUCUGCAACACGAAAGUUAUGUGAAAAACUUAAUGAAAAUUUUAAAUCAAGUAAAAGCUGAUAUCGAUGUACAACUGAAAGAGUUUAGGAAAGUAUUAGAUGCUAUACAUGAGGUGGUUCAAUACCGAACAGCUGUUCCUACUGAGAAGGUCUUUCCCCAAUUUACACAAGUAUCCAUCUUAUGGCAAUCAUUAUUAAAUUGCAUUUAUAUGUUGAUAGAAAUUAAUAAAGUUAACGAGAACCUGUCCCUGCUCGCUAAUAUGCGCUUAUGUGAUAAAAUAAUGGGUCAAAUCGAAAGCAAGGCAGCCAUUAGGAAAAUUCCAAAGGAAACAUCUUUAGCAAUACAAGGUCUAAUGAAGGAGAUGCUUAAAUCAGCUCUUCCGUAUUAUGGAUCACAUAGUUUAGCUAUUGCUAGUGCAACUCCUAUUACAAAAUUUUGUCCAUACUUGUUCUUAGUUGGAGAUGGUCUUUUGAUACCAAGCCGGAUAAAUGCAGGUUUCAUUAAGUACGAAAACGUCCUUCUUUCCUUCAGUUCAUCGGAAUGCGCAAAGAGAUUUUUGUCAGAUAUUGAAAUUUAUUUCACAAAAUUCAUGAAUAUUCUGCGGAAGCAUCCUGAGGUUGUAAUCUUUUUCGAUGUUUACGAUAUCGUCAGUAGCUAUCGUGUUACGGAUUCAAAAAAGGUUGUUGCUGAAGAAGUGGCUGCUGUGCAAAAUGAUUGCGAAGUCCAGACUGAUUUGCAUCCGAUUCCAUAUAAUAAGGACCCAAACUACACCUGGAAUAUUUGGGACUUAAGAAGACAAGCAAUAAAAUUGGCUAAUCUGAAGAACUGCAGGACCCAUUCGGCACAAACCAAUAUUUCCUUCCAUCGUAUGAAUGCUAAUUUACAAACAGCUAAUCCUAAGGAGAAUUCAUGCCAGACGAAAUGUGAUGCUUUUACGAAUAUCACAAAGCAUGAUGCCUCAACUGAAUGCGAAGAUGCGGAGAAGAUAAUCGGCACUAGUGCGAUUGCAAGAUGCGGGAUCAAAAGUACUCAACCUUUAAAUGACAUUUUCACUGUUCCAUACAGAAAGUAUGCGGAGAAAAAGAAAAGUGACGAAGUUAAAAAGAAAGAUGCAUCUUGAAUAAUACAAUUUUCAGUCAUUUUCCUUAAUUUGUUUAUCAUUUGUUUGUCAAGUUUAUCUUAUAAUGUAUGGAAUUUACAUGUGCAUUAAAAAGACUUACUCAA
This is a messenger RNA of Hermetia illucens (black soldier fly), 2197 nucleotides long. RefSeq names its product cilia- and flagella-associated protein 206. The transcript is spliced from 6 exons. The coding region runs from base 117 to 2093 and encodes 658 amino acids. The record is from RefSeq and is a predicted model, not a curated record. Gene Ontology annotation, cellular component: ciliary basal body; axoneme. Lineage: Eukaryota; Metazoa; Arthropoda; Insecta; Diptera; Stratiomyidae. Gene Ontology annotation, biological process: regulation of cilium beat frequency.